Messenger RNA from Prunus avium (sweet cherry), 2455 nucleotides. RefSeq names its product loganic acid O-methyltransferase-like. Gene Ontology annotation, molecular function: methyltransferase activity. The record is from RefSeq and is a predicted model, not a curated record. Lineage: Eukaryota; Viridiplantae; Streptophyta; Magnoliopsida; Rosales; Rosaceae.
UAGACAAAUAGGAAACCGUUUCGAUAUCCAAUUGUGUCAUACAAAAUCAAUGAACACUGAUAGAGGAAAAUGGUUGCUUUGAUAUAUUGAAAUUGGAGAUCGAAGCCGCUCAGACGCCUGCCAUCUUUCCUAGUGUACAAGAAUGUAGAGCUGGGAUGGAGAACAUUCUCAAAAAUCACUUCGGGGAUGAAAUUAUAGAAUUGCUUUUUGAUCGAUACUCGAAGAACAAAAAUAUUGCAGGAAGUGCUUCUCUUUUUGCUGAUGAUGGCCUGGCUGUUGGGUUCUUCGUUCUUGUCAAGCGCAAAUAUCUUUGAUUAGCAACCUAGUAAAACCUACUUUAUAAGUAAUUUUAUAGGAUGGAAGAACCAAUCAAAGAUCCUAAAUAAAAGUGAUGGCUUUGUUUAGCCUGCCUAUCCUAAGGUGAACAUACAAAAAACCAGAGCUUAGAGCUGGCAUGGAGAGAGCAUUCGUUACUCAAAGAAAAUUGCUGAGGUUUGUCCUUCACUUCAUGGUAAAGUCAGACAGCCCCUACCCUAACAACAGAAUAUGGAACCAAAUGGCGGCUGAAUUUCACCUUGGCUUCAAGAAAUACUACCAACUGGGCUGCUCAAAAUUCCUGUUAACUUGAUUGCUUGCUUUUCAUAUUCAAUUAAUCGAAUGGAUCUCUGUUCUUGUCUUUAAAAAGAAACAGAUCAAUGAAUAAGGACAACAAGUUCGCCUAUUUUCAUUGGUUUUUACUUCUCGUAAUUAAUUUGGGUUUUUUACGUUGUUUGUCUAGUAAUAGUACCCAGAACCCCCAAAAAACAGAGAGAAACAGAGAGAGAUGGCUCCCGCAGAGGAAAGCACUAAAUUUGAAGCAUAUCCAAUGAAAAGUGGAGAUGGCCCCAACAGCUAUGCCAAGAACUCCACUUACCAGAGAGGAAUCGUUGACAUUGCCAAAGAAAUUCUACACAAGGAAAUUGCAGAAAGGCUUGACAUAGAGAUCUUUUUGUCUUCCAACACCUUUCACAUUGCAGAUUUGGGUUGCUCUGUUGGGCCCAGUACAUUUUUUGCGGUUCAAAACAUACUCGAAGCUGUGGAACUCAAAUCUCAAAGCCAGGGAUUGAAUUCUCAGAUAUCUGAAUUUCAAGUUUUCUUCAACGAUCAUACCCCGAAUGAUUUUAACAUGCUCUUCAAAUCCCUCCCUCAAAACAGGCGAUACUAUGCUGCGGGUGUCCCUGGUUCUUUCUAUGGCCGCCUAUUUCCUAAAGCUUCUAUUCACUUUUUUCACGCUUCUUUUUGCCUUCAUUGGCUUUCUAGAGCACCAAAAGAGGUAUCGGAUAAAAACUCUUCAGCAUGGAAUAAAGGACGAAUCCAUUACCUAAAUUCCAGAGAGGAAGUAGUAGAGGCUUAUGAAGCUCAACAUGGUGAGGACAUGGAGUGCUUCCUGCAUGCCAGGGCACAAGAGAUUGUGUGUGGAGGAUUGAUGCUACUUAUCGUUCCUGGCCUCCCUCAUGGAGCCUCUCAUUCUCAUACUGAGGCAAAGGGAUCCCAUGAAGUAGUAGGAUCUUGCCUCAUGGACAUGGCCAGAAAGGGGAUAGUUAGUUAGUGAAGAGAAAGUAGAUUCGUUUAACGUACCAAUAUAUUACAUGUCUCCUCAAGAAUUGGAAGCUGCUGUAGAACGAAAUGGAUGCUUUAGCAUAGAGAGAAUGGAGACCUUGCCUCACAUCUUGCCACAAGGCACUGCCUCUGGCGCCCAACUAGUUACAUCUCACAUUAGAGCUGCCGUUGAGAGACUCAUCAAGCAGCACUUUGGAGAUGAAAUCUUAGAUGAGCUCUUUGACUUGUGCCGUAAGAAAUUUGAAGAGCAACCCUCCAUGUAUGAGUCAGGGAUGCCGGUUAAUUUUCUUGCUGUGCUUAAACGCAAGGCAACCUGAUUGUUAUGGUGUGUUUGGUGUUUGUGAAGCUAUAGUUAAACUUUCUUGAGCUUCCUAUCUUGUUAUGUGACUGAUUAAGGUGGCAUGUAAAAUCGCAGUUAAUUAUAUAUUUGUAAUAAGUUGAGCUUCGUAUAAUAACAGUGUGAAAAUAAAGCUCAUUUUAGAUGGGCUCUUUGACCUGUAUAGUAAGAAACUUGAUGAUCAACCACCACUUCCUUUAAUUACUAUACCUCUUUACCUACCACUUCCCUUUCACUCUCAGUCGCACAAUGCUUUUAGCUACUAGCAAGUUUUCAAGGUCCCUCGAGCUUUCCCUUUCAUUACCUUUUCUUACAUUUAUUAUUUAUUAAUAUCUGAGUUUUUUCUUUGCUUUUGCUUUUAUUUUUUGUUAGAUUCGUCAGGUUCUUCAUGCAGAGAGGCCCUGCUCAACUCAAAUGGUUUUCGUUUUAUUUUCUUUUGGCUGUUGGAUGUGUUUGUUCUUUACUUUUUGGUUACUAGUAUUCCUACAAUAAUUUGGACGGGAUAGCAUGGUUUUCAGA